AUGGCACGGCUUCAAAAAACCCCUGUGUGGUUUGCAGCUGCUCCUGGGACCCCCCUGUGCCACACCUCGGGCUGCAGCCCCGGCCUUGCACCAGAGCAGGGUCCAGCGCAGGAGGCCGGGGACAGCGACGGUGCCGUCGUGCCCCGCUGCAGCAGAACUCCUGCAGCCGCCUGUGCGCGCUGCCCUGGCCCCGCCGUGCCGCUCGCCAGCUCGACGGCUGCAAGGCGGUGGCCGCUGCCCGGCGCGCAGCAGGAAGCAGGUGAGAGCGCCGUGCCCGCGGCGGCCCGGCCCGCUUCACCCGCGGGCACUGGGGGCCCUGGGCGCAGGGCUGAUGGCUCGCUCUUGGCCGCAGGGCAAAAGAAGGAGCUGCAGGAGCUGUACCAGCUGGGCCCGCAGUUGGGCAGCGGUGGCUUUGGCACCGUUUUCUCGGGGACCCGCCUCUCGGACGGCCGCCCGGUGGCCACCAAGCGCCUGGCCCGGGAGAGCGUCCUGCAGUGGGUUGAGUGGCCCGACGGCAUCCGUGUUCCCAUGGAGAUUGCCCUGAUGGAGAAGGUGGGCUCUGGCUGCCACAGCAUCAUCCAGCUCCUGGACUGGUUCGAGCUGCCUGACAGCUUCGUGCUGGUGCUGGAGCGCCCGGAGCGAUCUCAGGAUCUCCUGGAGUUCCUGCUGGAGCAGGAGGUCCUGAGCGAGGAGGCGGCACGCUGGCUUUUCCGGCAGGUGCUGGAGGCCGUGUGGCACUGCACGGCCUGCGGCGUCCUGCACCGGGACAUCAAGCCGGAGAACCUCCUCGUGGACCCGGAGAGUGGCGACCUGAAGCUCAUCGACUUCGGUUGCGGCACCUUCCUCCAAGAGCAGGCCUACACGCAAUAUGCCGAUGCUGUGCCCCAGGAGCCGGCUGCCGGCUCUGCCGGCAGAGGGGGGCUGCAAAAGCCAGGCCCCGGCCCCUAG
This is a messenger RNA of Onychostruthus taczanowskii (white-rumped snowfinch), 948 nucleotides long. Its product is annotated as serine/threonine-protein kinase pim-1-like. Gene Ontology annotation, biological process: protein autophosphorylation. Bases 1 to 948 code for a protein of 315 amino acids. Lineage: Eukaryota; Metazoa; Chordata; Aves; Passeriformes; Passeridae. The record is from RefSeq and is a predicted model, not a curated record. The transcript is spliced from 4 exons. Gene Ontology annotation, cellular component: cytoplasm. Gene Ontology annotation, molecular function: ATP binding; protein serine/threonine kinase activity.